Saxophila tyrrhenica is the source of this 1368-nucleotide messenger RNA. RefSeq lists its product as uncharacterized. The record is from RefSeq and is a predicted model, not a curated record. The transcript is spliced from 2 exons. Gene Ontology annotation, molecular function: hydrolase activity, acting on carbon-nitrogen (but not peptide) bonds, in linear amidines. The coding region runs from base 1 to 1368 and encodes 455 amino acids. Lineage: Eukaryota; Fungi; Ascomycota; Dothideomycetes; Mycosphaerellales; Extremaceae.
AUGAGCCAUGAGCAGUUGGCCAGCAUCAAGAUCAAUCAAGAUCGAUUGAUGAACGACAUACACACGACCUGUGAAUGGGGCAAAGGCGAGCCAUGGGGCGACGGUCCCACAGAGACAGGCAUGUCUCGCCUUUCCCUCUCGGAUACCGACAAGCAAGCUCGCGACUGGUUCGCCGAGACUACGACUUCGUUAGGAUGUAAAGUGCACACAGACCAGAUGGGAAACCAGUUCGCCAUCAGACCCGGGCUCUCCAACGACGAGCCACCAACUUACGCCGGCAGCCAUCUCGAUACCCAACCCACAGGCGGCCGAUACGAUGGCAUCCUAGGAGUCACUGCCGCGGUCGAAAUGCUGCGGACAUUGAACGACAACUGGAUCGAGACCAACUACCCAGUGGGCGUAGUCAACUGGACAAACGAGGAAGGUGCCCGCUUUCCAAUGUCCAUGGUCUCAUCCGGUGUUUGGGCCGGCAGCGUACCGCUCGAGAAAGCACAUAAUCUCAAAUCCGUCAUUCCAUCCAACGACACCGCAACGAUGAAAAGCGAGCUCGAACGAAUCGGCUACUUGGGCAAGGUACCAGCGAGCUACAAGUCAACGCCCAUGGCUGCGCACUUUGAACUGCAUAUCGAACAAGGCCCGAUCCUAGAAGCUGAGAACAGACGCGUUGGUGUCGUGCAAGGCGUGCAAGCGUACAAGUGGUUUACGGUCACCGUUCGAGGCCGGGACUCGCAUACUGGGGCCACUUCGUUCCAGCAUCGUGCUGAUGCUUUGCUUACUUCGGCCAAGAUGAUUCUGGCUUCGCAUAAGAUCGCUACGCGGCACAAAGCUCUUGCUUCGACCGGAAUUUUGGGCCUGAAGCCUGGCUCCACGAAUACUGUGCCUGGCUUCGUGAAAUUCUCGCUCGACAUCCGCGCACCACUCGACGAGACCGUCGAGGCGGUUGAGAAAGACUGCCGACAAGCUUUCGAAGCUAUAGCGGCAGGCGAGAAUGCUUACGGUGUUAAUGAUCUCUGCCACCCAUCUGACCGUCAAUGCAGCGUCGAGUGGGUGACAGACUUCGUCAGCCCAGCCACACACUUCCACGACGAUUGCAUCUCGUGCGUUCAGCAGGCUGGUUCGGACUUGUGCGGAGGGGGAGAAGUGAAUGGAAAGGGCAUUGGUGCUUGGGGCAAGCUGAUGACGAGUGGUGCGGGACACGACUCCGUGUACACGAAUAAGCAUUGCCCGACCAGCAUGAUUUUUGUGCCUUGUAGGGAUGGAGUGAGUCAUAAUCCCGCGGAGUACUCAAGUCCGGAUCAGUGUGGCGAUGGGGCGAAUGUGUUGAUGGGAGCGGUGCUAAGGUAUGAUCGGCUGAGGGGGCAGAGGUAG